Messenger RNA from Leishmania braziliensis MHOM/BR/75/M2904, 3462 nucleotides. RefSeq lists its product as hypothetical. NCBI's taxonomy places the organism in Eukaryota, Euglenozoa, Kinetoplastea, Trypanosomatida, Trypanosomatidae. The transcript has a single exon. The coding region runs from base 1 to 3462 and encodes 1153 amino acids. The record is from RefSeq and is a predicted model, not a curated record.
AUGUGGCACUCUAGCGCCGGGGAAACUACGGCGGGCUACCGCGACCCGACCACGCUGCUUGUCGUGGGCGUCCCCGACUCUUCCACUGCGAAGUGGUCGGACGGGAGCGAUGUUGACUACCGCACGCCGCAGAGCCCUAUGGAGGCUGCGCCAGGAAUGCAGGCGGCCACCACACCGACGGCACCUGGCGCCAGUCACCGGUCGCUGUGGUCAGCUGCGGCAAACGUGCGUGCGCUAACUGGCAGCGACCACAAAGGCGCCGACGUGCGAGCCCGCGCGGAGAGCGGGCGGCGACGGCAUGAGCAGCAAGAGAGCCACCUUCUUGGCGAGCGAGGCGCUCUAGACUAUCAGCAUAGCGUCGUCCUCUCACCGGCUGGCUGUGAGCCGAGCGAAGAACAGCGCAGGGCCAACGCGCCACCGAGCGCGACCGUGGAGGACGCGACCAACGAGCAUCUGCAGCAGCAGCCACGCGGCACCGUCUCGAAGAGCGCCUUCGCCGCCGACGAAUCGGGCGACGACUGUGCGCCGGUGGCGCUGCAGGCGUGGUACGUGGCGGGCAACAGCGCGGUGCGGAAAGCGUCGCGGACGGCUGUCCAGGCGAAGAAGUCCGUGUUAGGGUCGAAGCAGGAGAAGAGGUGCCACUCCCGCAAGCACGCGGCGUUGACGACGUUGGAGGACUCGCGCGCCGGGGUCGAGAAGUUCGCACCGCCGGAAACUCUCACUGGUCGGCCCACAACAGCGAAUUUGCCGAGUUACCUCGAGAAGGACCCCGAAGACGGCGCUUUCGGCCACGCUGUUGUCCGCCCAUCGAUCCGUAGUGGCGGGGGGGCCGGCACGGCAUCUGUGGACGUCUUGCAGAGUCGCGCUGCCCCCCGCCUGGGUGAUGUGUCGCAGCGGCCGGAGGGUGGUUGGACGGACACGGCGGCGGGUUGCAGAAAAGGGCAGCAGCCGGCCGUCGCUGCAGUAGUGCAGGCGUCCGCGUCAUUUUCCUCCGGAUUGUGCGCGACCCCGGAGCCCAUCGGGGGGGGCAGCAGCAGCACCACCACCACCAACAACAACAACAGAGACCCCGGUGCCGGUGGCAGAGCUGCAGUGACGAUCAGCGCGGCAACGGCAGCGGCCACAGACGACAAAGGCGCUGAACCGCCUGCCUGGGGGGUGCGGCGUCCUCUACGGGCCCACCGCUACGUUGAGCAGCCCAACGGCCUCUUCCUCAACCACGCGCAGCAUGCUGAUCGGCUGGCGGAGUACGCCGUCGAGGCGGAGCUGCGUUAUACUCAGGAAAGGGAAGACGCCCGUCGAGCGCGGCGGUGGGCACGGCUGUUCUACGGCCGGUGCGGUGGAGAAGGUUGUCGUGGCGGAAGGCGGCGGCAGGUCGGGGCGACGGCAGCGGAGCGCAGCCGCUACUAUUGGUUGUACGACUCGGCGACAUACCAUCGCCGCUUCGUUUCCACGCGGCGCUACCUGCAGAGGCUCCGCAUCUUUCUGAGUGCCUUUGCCGCUGGGGUGUCGCUGCUGAUGCUCCUCGCGAUCACGGUACCCUUCCCCGCCCCCUACGUCAGCAGUGACGGUGCGGUCGGUGCUAAUGCCGGCAGCGACACAUCUGCGGGGCUGUUACUCGCGCUCUUCGCCAAUGCGUCUGCCACGCCGGCUGACACCGCUGCUACUGCGGCGGCCGCACACGUGCUCCCGGUGCCGGAGCCGAGCUACCCGGCCUUUGCUCUCUUCCUCACGCCUUUCCAGGCGUUCCACGCCUCCCUGCUCCUGUGCCUGUGUCUACUACUACUCACCACGGGGUGCGCACCGGUGCCAUGGUCCGUGGCUGAGGGGUACUGGAUGGCGCAGCGCCAGCAGAAGAAGCACGAAGGUGCCGCGCACGCAACGGACUGGGGUGAUGAGACCGCAACGCACGGACUGGCGAGCAGCGGUGACGAGUUUUGCAGCGACACCGCCGCCAGUAGCGACAACGUGGCCUUCCCCAGUCCCAGUAGCGGCGCAGGGCUUGGGGACCCGCGGAGACUGUCGAACGCAGCGUGCGGAGACGCCACGUCCUUUAGAAACGCCCUUGGCAGAGGCACGCGCCACAGUGGCAACCUGAACGAUGACACUCGCUCAGCGCUCUUCCCCACGAAGACCCUGCACUAUUCCUCCGAUGAUCGCCUGAGUGCGUCGAUGGGCGGCGGUGGUGGUGGCGGGGCUAACAGGGAGGCGUACGCUAGCGACGAGCUGAGCUCCGACGCUAUGUACGUGUUCGGCGGUAGCCGUGGCGCCACACACGACCGCCACCGACAUGACACGCUAAGAUACAGCGUAAACUUGGGUGCCACCUGCGUCGCGUACGGUGCCGCACUCAGCGGCCCCUCCGGCACGGGGGGCUGGAGGAUGCUGGACGAGGCAGAGUACAUGUCCCCAUCCGCCACAAUGCUGAGGCCGCCGCCUGGAAGCGGCAGCGGUGCGGGCCGCUACCACCCGCUCGAUCGAAACAACGAAAGUGGAAGUCCCACUGGCAGCGCAGCGACGCUGCCUGCAGCUCCACUCCUCGCGUCUGCCACAGCAGCGGCACACCAGGGCGGCAGCGCCACCGUCGUAGACCGCGCGCUGGAGGACGGCCUCUCUGCGAACGUGUUCACGCGCACCUUUGACUACAUCGAGCAGCUCGUCGUGCAGCCACUCUGCAAUACUGUACGUGCGUUGCCGCGCGCCUUCUCCGCGCUCUGUGCGCGGCGCAGCAACGGCACCAUCAAGAGCAGCGGCGCCGACGAGGUUCGAGAAGGGCGGCAACAGGAGGCCAACGAGUCGCCGCGCUACUUAAAAUGUGGCGCGUCGGCGGCUAGGCGGGAGCUGGCCUCGUCCUUGAGCCCAGAGAUCUACCGCACCAGCCUAGCAACGCCUGCUCCUCUCCAUCUGCACGUCCUUCUUCAGCCUCGGCUCUGGUGUGUGGCUGUGGCGUUGGCGCUGACCGUCGCCGAGAUAGCAUUCGUCGACGAGCGCAGCUUAGAGCUGCUGUGGUCGGCGGCCGCCGUGCCAUCGCAGCGGAGAACCAGUAGCGGCAACGUGGUCCUUCCCCACGCGUGGACAGUGGUCAACUUCACACGGCCAUCCGCGAGGACGGGCGGUGACCGUGGCCCUGUCUGCAGCGCUAUCCGCGACUGGGACAACAACAGUAGUAGCGGUGGCGGUGGUGGUGGUGGCGGAGGCGGUGGCGGUGGUGGUGGUGGUGGCGGUGGUGGUGGUGGUGGUGGCGGAGGCGGUGGUGGUGGUGGUGGCGGUGGCGGAGGCGGAGGCGGAGGCGGUGGCGGUGGUGGUGGUGGCGGAGGCGGUGGUGGUGGUGGUGGUGGUGGUGGCGGAGGCGGUGGUGGCGGUGGUCGGUGGCGGUGGUGGCGGUGGCGGUGGUGGUGGUGGUGGUGGUGGCGGUGGUGGUGGUGGUGGCGGAGGCGGUGGUGGUGGUGGUGGCGGUGGUAG